Molecule: messenger RNA, 1159 nt
Organism: Trichomycterus rosablanca
Lineage: Eukaryota; Metazoa; Chordata; Actinopteri; Siluriformes; Trichomycteridae
Gene: ccdc117
Product: coiled-coil domain containing 117
Exons: 6
Coding region: 93-890 (265 amino acids)
Source: RefSeq, a predicted model, not a curated record
UGGUGUCUUCGCUCUUCUUACUCCAGAUUUAUUCCAAACUUGUACUGGCAUAUUUUGAUUAUAAAAGUAAACGCCUGGAAAGUCUCUGCAGAAUGCAAAGUGCCAGCCCAGGGAGCAGGGACUUGGGCUACUUGCCCUCAGUGUACUCUACCCUUCCACACUUCACUGCUCCCAGUAUAGGCUUUUCUAAAGUUCAGACCAGUUCACAGCAGCUUCCUGGGAGCACUAUGGCCAACUCAAGCUGGGAGAGAAGAUCUGUGAGGAAGCAUAAGAGAAGGACAGAUGAUGAAGGCUCCAGUGGCAAACGGAGAAGGCUGACAGAGGAACGAGGUUCAGAUCCUUUAGAGUACUUGUGCGCAAAACCCUGCCAAGACUGGUUGCCAGAGUGCAGUACUAGUUCUCUUUCAAACCAGCUUUGUUCUCCAGCCAUCCCACAGUCCCCAGUCACCCAGGAGAACCCUUCACUUGCAAGCAGGGUGGAGACAGACGGCUCCUUUAUGGAAGUAGAGGCGGCACAGAGGAGGCUGCAGGAGAUCGAGGACAGGAUCACGCUGGAAGAUGACAGUGAUGAGGAUCUGGAUGUGGAGCCAGCUCAGCGCAGACCUGUGCUGGUGCUGUCGGACAGCCUGAGAGAGGGCCUGCAGCGCGGGAUCACAGAUAUUCUCCCUCAUACAGUAGCACAGUCCGUGAGCCAGUCUUGUAUGGAGUUGGUGCUGUGGCGGCCCCCGGAGGACCCGUUCACUCAGCAGUUGAAGGACUCGCUCCAGAAACAACAGCGUAAACAACAAUCUCUGAACAGACAGACCCCGACGCCCAUCCCGCCUCCCAGCGCCCCGCUUUACUGCCCCCCGGGAGCGGCCAGCACACACGAGGAGGACAUGGAGCUGUAGGCCGUGGAAGAAACGUUCUCGAAUCGAGAUGAACUGAACGGGGUCAGGAUGCUUGUAUUGCACUACGAAGUUGAAGUGAUAAUUUAGUGCCGCACCUUAAAUCCUUUGGCUUGUGUUGUUUCCAAACGAUUUGCGUAGCAGGGACCGUACUGCCAUGCAUGUGUAUGAAUUCUGCUUUCAUGUAACACAUAAUUCUAUUGUGACUACAUCAAUUGGGGGUGAAUUACAGCCAGUCAUGUGCCAUUAAAUGGUUCUACAAUAUCUUAAAA